AUGUCUAGCAUCGGCCCUGUCCUUGUUACCGGCGGCAAUGGCUUCAUAGCCUACCAUAUCAUCGCCAAAAUCCUCGAGGAGGAGCCCGACUGCAACAUCCACUCAAUCGAUGUAAACAUCGACCGCAACCGCCAUCCCAACCCGAACGUGCACUACCACCAUGGUGAUUUGGCCUGUACCAAUGACGUGCAGCGCAUCAUGCAGAUCGCGCGCCCUGUGACCAUCUUCCAUACUGCAUCUCCCGAGUUCUCCGACGCCCCGGAGUCAGCUUAUCACCGCAUCAUCGUUGAGGGCGCCCACCACCUCCUAGAUGCGGCUGUGAAGGUGAACACCGUGCGAGCCCUAAUCAACACUUCAACCUCGGGCGUUAUCAACGACAACCACACUGAUCUCAUUGAUGCCACAGAGGAAAUGCCAAUAUUGCGCCCGCCGCGCCAGAAGCGACUCUACUGCAUCGCUAAAGCAUAUGCAGAAGACGCCAUCCAAGCUGCCAACCGCAAUGGCGGCCAGGAUGAUCGGGGCAUCCUGACCUGCGCGAUCCGACCCUGCCUGGUAUUUGGCGAACGCGACGUCGGCACCUUGGGCAAGAUGUUCGCCGUCGCGCGCCAAGGCAAGUCCCGGUUCCAGAUUGGUAAUGGGCAGAACCCUUACGAUUGCAUCUACGUGGGAAAUCUGGCAGAUGCACACCUCCUAGCCGCUCGUGCCCUUCUCAAAGCCUGGGGCAAGCCUCCCCCGGCAGACGCAUCUACCCGUGUCGAUGGUGAAUGCUUCCAUAUCACGAAUGAAGACCGCUGGCUCUUUUGGGACUUCCAGCGGGCGGUUUCCGCCCUCUCGGGCAACCCAAUCCGGCGGGAGGAUAUUGUGGUUAUCCCGAAGUGGGUCGGACUGACGCUCGGGUUCGUCAAUGAGUGGGUUGCCUGGAUAGUUUCCGGCGGUACAAAACCUGCCAAUAUGACCCGUGAGGGUAUACGCUUUAGUACCCUUAUCCGCACGCUGAAUGGAAACAAGGCCAAAAGGGUGCUUGGGUAUCGCCCUAAGGUGGGCAUGGAGGAAGGCCUUGAGCGGAGUGUGCGUUGGUUCAUGGAGAAUGCAGAAAAAGAUCAUUCAUGA
Aspergillus bombycis is the source of this 1110-nucleotide messenger RNA. Its product is annotated as C-3 sterol dehydrogenase/C-4 decarboxylase family protein. Gene Ontology annotation, molecular function: 3-beta-hydroxy-Delta5-steroid dehydrogenase (NAD+) activity. Gene Ontology annotation, biological process: steroid biosynthetic process. NCBI's taxonomy places the organism in Eukaryota, Fungi, Ascomycota, Eurotiomycetes, Eurotiales, Aspergillaceae. The coding region runs from base 1 to 1110 and encodes 369 amino acids. The transcript has a single exon. The record is from RefSeq and is a predicted model, not a curated record.